GUCGACUGGUCAUUCCCCAAUCGUUCCUCUUCCCGCCCUUCCCCUCAACUUCUUGUUCUUCUUCUUGCCGGUGCAUGUGGAAAAGGAAGCAGAAACACGUGUUUGAAUAUUUUUCAGCAGAAUUUUCGAAUUAUCUGUGAUUUUCACCAUUAAAUUGUGUAUACGUUAACUCUGCAUACAUUUUAAGUGUGCUCGCGAGUUGCGCCAUAUUACAACAUCGUGCUGUGAGAUAUAUCAAACCGAAAAUGACUGAAGAAAAAGUAGCUGAUGUAGCCGCGGAGGGCAAUGGCAAAGAGGAGAAAGCAGAAAAUGGUGCAAAAUCUGAGCCCAUGGAUGAAGCAGAACUGGAGAGCGCUAUAAUUCGGCAGGUCGAAUAUUAUUUCGGUGACCUCAACCUGCCACGGGACAAGUUUCUACGUGAGCAGGUGAAGCUGGACGAUGGCUGGAUACCGUUUGAGAUUCUCAUCAAGUUCAACCGCCUGGCCAAGCUCACUACAGACUUGGAGCUCAUUGCCAAGCUGUUGGGAAGGUCCAGAAGUGGUUUGCUCGAGAUCUCAGAGGACAAUAAGAAAGUCCGCAGAAGCCCCGACAUGCCCCUCCCCGAGAUGAAUGAAGAGCGCCGGAAGGAAGUCCAGGGCCGCACAGUCUAUGCUAAAGGUUUCCCAAAGGAUGCUGCGCUGGAUGCCAUCCUAACAUACUUCAAACAGUUUGAGGAGGUGGAGAAUGUCAUCAUGAGGAGAUACCAGGAUAAUAAGACUAAGAAGAGGCUGUUUAAGGGUUCAGUUUUUGCCACAUUCAAAACUAAAGAACAGGCACAGAAGUUCCUAGAGCAGAGUGAGGUGAAGUACGGCGAGAAUGAUCUGAUCAGGAAGUGGCAGGAAGCCUACCUGGCUGAGAAGCAAGAAGAAUAUGCCGCCAAGAAGGAGAAGAAGGACAAGAAACCCAAGAAAGAAGAACAGUUUCAGGAGGCUCCGCAGGAGGACUUCCAGCUGCCGAAGGGCACGGUGCUGCACAUUGAGCACGGAAACGACAAGAUUAAGCGGGAAGACAUCAAGGAAGGAUUCGCCAAGUUUGGUGACUACGAAAUAGCGUACGUAGACUCAAACCUCGGCGAUACGCAAGGCUGGGUACGAUUCGCCAAAGAAAACGCCGCCAAAGAGGUCUUCGAGAAGAUCCCCGACGGGAAACUCACAUUCGCAGACACCGAGGUCACGGUCAAACUGCUUGGAGAAGAAGAGGAGGCCGAAUAUUUGACGAAAACCAUUGAACAUAUGAAGAAGAGGAGAUUCAACUAUAAUAAGAACAAGCACCAGAAUAAGGGGAGGAAUUUCAAGGGGAGACAGGGGGGGAAGAAACGCAAGCAGGACCAGCAUGAUGAUGCGCCGGCGCAGAAAGUUAAAGCUGACAGCUAAAUAUAGUGUAUUUAAUGGGCAUUUUCAGAAUUUGGGACCCCCAAUUAGCGUAGUUGUUAACAAAAAUUAACUCAUUGUCAGUUUUGUGGCGAUCAUUAUUAUCAUUAAGCAUGAAAUUUCAAUAAA
Molecule: messenger RNA, 1538 nt
Organism: Leguminivora glycinivorella
Lineage: Eukaryota; Metazoa; Arthropoda; Insecta; Lepidoptera; Tortricidae
Gene: La
Product: la protein homolog
Exons: 6
Coding region: 246-1412 (388 amino acids)
Biological process (GO): positive regulation of translation; RNA processing
Cellular component (GO): cytosol; nucleus; ribonucleoprotein complex
Molecular function (GO): RNA binding
Source: RefSeq, a predicted model, not a curated record